AUGGUUGUAACCAUGCUAUUUGUGACAACAGGGGUUGCAGCCGACUCUCCAACCAUUGUCACUGGAUCUAAAAGCUCUGAGCUCAAGGAGGUCAUACCAGGGGAACCUUCAAGCAAAGCAAUCUACUGCUUCUUGCAUGCUCUCAGCCGUAAUCAAAGCCGUGAUAAUGUCGCACUCCCUGCUGAAAAGCGUCGUGUCUUUCUUGCGUAUCGCAGUUUGUUUUCAGGCGAUAAUGCCAACCUUCGGCAGGCCAAGAAGAUCCGGAAGCUAGUACAAAAACAUUCAGGUUCGUUUGGAGCUCUUAUCAAGGAUUUUGGAUCCGACAAGACCGUGGAUAUACUCAAGACACUCCUAGAAGUUCGUGUUUUCGAAUCAGAUAUCCAAGCAAAGAUUACGUUUCCAGAUCUCUUUCAAACUACGCUAUCCCGAAGUGUUCAACGGGCCGCAUCCGUAAAUGAGGUGGCACGUUCUGAAGCAGAGGCUCUGGAAGAACUGGUGUUAGGAGGUAGAAUAAAUGAGUUUGACGAAGAUGCGGAUGUGGAAAGAGUUGCCUACGCAGACGCUAUUGCUACUUAA
Pseudogymnoascus verrucosus is the source of this 576-nucleotide messenger RNA. RefSeq lists its product as uncharacterized. The transcript has 3 exons. Bases 1 to 576 code for a protein of 191 amino acids. NCBI's taxonomy places the organism in Eukaryota, Fungi, Ascomycota, Leotiomycetes, Thelebolales, Thelebolaceae. The record is from RefSeq and is a predicted model, not a curated record.